CAAUUCCCCUUUUAGCACAUAAACAUGGCGUCUAUUAAUCAAGCAGCUCGGGCUGCGGCUGUAGCCAGGCAAGUAAAGCCUUUUAUGUCGAAGAAUCCUGAAGAAGCCAGAGGAAGGGUGAUACAGCUAUAUAAAGCUUGGUGGAGAGAAGUACCUCAUGCAAUUCAACAGUAUCAGCUAGACAUAUCUGUCAAAGAAGGAAGAAACAAGGUGAAGGAGAUGUUCAUGAAAAAUGCACACAUCAGGGAUUACAGAGUCGUGGAUAUGUUAGUGAUAAAGGGAAAGAUGGAAUUAGAAGAAACAAUCAAGGUCUGGAAGCAGAGAACCCACGUCAUGCGCUACUUCUACGAAUCAGAGCGACCAGCACAAACAGACUUCCUCAGCAAAUUCUAUUCGGGAAAGGAAUGAUGGCAUAUAUAUCUAGUUAGCAUAUUUAGUUCUGUACCUACAUUGUAGAAAUUGUAAUGUAUAAUAUUGCAUUGAAAUACACUUGGUAUCUAUUGGAAGGCAUGGACAGUCCCGAUUGUUUUGAUUUUAUUGGAUACGUUCAGAUUUCUUCUUGUCAAAAUCACAUCUGCAAUGUUAUGAAGCAGUCUUGAUGCUGGGAGAUGCUCCUAGGUUAGAAAUGAUUGAUUCCUAGAUGUGUGAGGAAUUUGUUUUUCUGUAGAAUAAUGAUCAAUGGCAGACACGUGUUCAUGACAUGAUGGGUUUAGUUGAAGCUCCUCCUGAAAAA
Molecule: messenger RNA, 733 nt
Organism: Strongylocentrotus purpuratus (purple sea urchin)
Lineage: Eukaryota; Metazoa; Echinodermata; Echinoidea; Camarodonta; Strongylocentrotidae
Gene: ndufa6
Product: NADH dehydrogenase [ubiquinone] 1 alpha subcomplex subunit 6
Exons: 3
Coding region: 25-408 (127 amino acids)
Biological process (GO): response to oxidative stress
Source: RefSeq, a predicted model, not a curated record